Schistocerca nitens (vagrant locust) is the source of this 2593-nucleotide messenger RNA. Its product is annotated as ITG-like peptide. The record is from RefSeq and is a predicted model, not a curated record. The transcript is spliced from 6 exons. The coding region runs from base 149 to 817 and encodes 222 amino acids. NCBI's taxonomy places the organism in Eukaryota, Metazoa, Arthropoda, Insecta, Orthoptera, Acrididae.
CCGGGUCGGCCGCAGUCGCUCGACGCCCUCAACCGGCUCGCCACCGCAGCGCCCGCUGCCCUCCUCCCUGAGCAGCGCCAGCUGCCUCUUCCCUGAGCAGCGCCAGCUGCCCUCUUCCCUGCACAGGGAAAGCGACUGUGACGUCAGCAUGUGGCUGAUUGGGAGGCUCGUGCAAGUGGUGGUGGUGCUCGGGCUACUGAAUGGAGGGGCCCUCGGCUGGGGCGGGCUCUUUAACCGCUUCAGCCCGGAGAUGCUGAGCAACCUGGGCUACGGCGGGCACGGCUACGGCGCCUACCGCUCCUCGCAGCCUUUACUGCAGAGGUUUCACAAUCCGGUGGAGGUCUUCCAGGAGCUACAGGAAGAUGAGGAGCCCUGCUACGGGAAAAAAUGCACUUCCAACGAACAUUGCUGCCCGGGAACAGUCUGCGUGGACGUAGAUGGAAUUGUAGGGUCCUGCCUAUUCGCGUACGGGCUGAAACAGGGGGAGCUGUGCCGCCGAGACAGCGACUGCGAGACGGGUUUAUUGUGUGCAGACUCCGCAGAUGGGCGCACUUGCCAGCCACCUCUCACCAACAGGAAGCAGUACAGUGAGGACUGUACUAUGAGCAGUGAAUGUGACAUCAAUAAAGGUCUGUGCUGCCAACUGCAGAGACGUCACCGCCAGGCCCCUCGCAAGGUUUGUUCGUACUUCAAAGAUCCCCUCAUCUGCAUUGGUCCUGUUGCUGCCGACCAAGUGAAGGAAGACAUAGAGCACACUGCAGGGGAGAAACGUAUUACUGGGAAAGUGGCUUCAUAUAAUCAUAUUCGUCGCAAAUAAUUGGAAGACACGUGAUUACUUAAGGCCUAUAUAAAUCAUCUUGUGAUUAUGGCGUACACAAACAAAGAAAAUAUUCAAAAAUUCUCUGGAUUUUGAAAAGCAUUACAUAGAAUGAAUGAGUGUCCUUGCGGUAGUUAAUCUCUGAAACUCCCCAUGUUCAUUGUAAACGUUCACAGGCUUAGAGUUUCAUUUUGCAUUGUUAUUAUGAGAGGAUUUUGAUAAAAUUGUUGUAGUAAAUAACAAGUUAAAUAAAUUUCGCGGUAGUCUGUUUUCCUUAUCUCUGUAUCCUUAAGUGCAGUGGAUUUAUUCAAUAAAGAAGUCACUGAAAUGUUUUGAUAAGGAGAACAGUAUUAUACUGCUGCAUUGUCAUAGUACCUUUAAAACUUUUUAGGAAUGAAGUUCUAUGAACGAAAAGCAUAUUAUAUUUCUACGAAAUUACAAAGCAAGAAUUCAUACUGAACAGAUAAAACUUGUUUUUAAAUAUUUGAUGAGAUAUUAAGCAUAGCAUGAUUGUGAAUCCCAUUUCAUUCACAACAUGGUGCAAGUGUAUGAGACAUUGCUCUGAUGAAAUUCACAUUCAGCGUUAAAGUAAAAGAUGGGCAUUCGAAGCAACCUAUGAAGCAUUAUAAUAUGUGGCUAAAAAUUCCUGGAAAGUUACUUUGACAAAUCCUCUCAUAACUUAUAAAAUUAUGAGCUUCAUUUAACACAAAAAUGCUCUAAUGACUGCUGCAUAUAUAUAUUACCAAGUCUGUCCUAUACUCCCAGAAAUCCCUGAAAAUUUAUGUAUCUAUGUUGAUGUUCCUGUAUGAAUAAAAUAUAUAAUAAAUCGAUGUUUAUAUUUAAUGUUGAGAAUAAUAUAGACAACUGCUGACAUAAUGACAAAAAAGUGAAGUUACAGAUGUGUAAGAGAUUACAAAUACCACUGACAAAAACUACAGCAUAAUAUCACAAGGUUAUCUCUUAAAAGUAUAGAACAUCCUCAUCGAUAGUGUUCACUGUUCCUCUCGUCUAUGGCCUGAUUAUAAGCUGUUGUGAUAUUUGAGAAAUAUGACUUUAUUGCAACAUGUUUCCACACAGUUGUCUUCCUUAAUUUCAUUUACAGUAAACUAAUUGCAUCAGUGAAGAUAUUAUAUGACUACAUAUUUUAAUUCAAUUAUACUUUAAAAUAUUACAAGAAAUUUACAUGACUUAAUAUCUCUAAAACACUAACAAAAACAUCCAUUGCGAUACAUAUCAAAUAAAGAAAAGUAUUUUUAAAUAUAAUUUAAUACUGAAAUUUACAUUUCAUAAGAUCUAUUAAAGUUUAGUGUGAAUUAUAUUUAUAUGAGGUGAUGCAAAAUGCAACAUACUUUCCACAAACACAUAUCAAGGCAAAUGCACGAAUCAAUAUAUUUUAACAUAUGUCAUUAUAUACUGUUUAUACAUUUGAGUGAAUUAAAGUAUAAACAUAUGUACCAUCCAAAAGACACUUUUUUAACAUAAAUCAUAAUUAAUUUUAAAAGACAGCUUCAUGGCAUGAGAUGUACAAUUGUUAUUUUUUCUCAGAGUAUAGUCUUGACAAGAAUGAAAUUUAAGGAAUAUUCCUUUGAAACCUGUCAUAUGUAUUUUUUGUCAUCAGUCUAAUGUAUGAAAAGUCUGUAUUUUAUUUUUCAUAUUCUGUGAAAAUCUUUUCUAUAUUACAACAUAGAUUGUAACUUAUUUUGACUAAGAGGGAAGAUCAUCAUUCAGAUUUAAUGUAUGUUAAACUGUACCAUUAAAUAUAUAACUUGAAGUAAA